UUUGGUGGCAACAAAGAUGGCGGACUGAAAACGUUUUAAAUUGACCAUCUAAAUGCUUCGUAGCAAAUACCUCAACAAGUCGUCUUUUUUUUAAAUCUAGGAAACGUCAAACGUCCAAAUUCAAGCCUUGUUAGAACCUUGGGCGAUCGCUGCUAUGCUAAGAUGUCGACGGCCUGUAAUAGAGAACACUGAAGAGAAUUAACGCCAUCAACGAAGAAAGAGACACAAAACUGCUAAAACGACCAGCCAGUUGAAGUUUUCCAACAACAUUUAGGGGCUUAUCCUAUGCUCUUAUACGUGCGUUGACUAUGGAGCAACUUAAACAAAGAAGCACCAAGAGUUUUUUAGCUUAAAGAAAGCAGUUGAGUUCAAAUCAGAAGAGAUGGAAGAACGCAAAAGUCCAAUGAAGAAACUGGACAAACAAAAGAACCGCUUUUUCACAGAGAAUAACGACUUAAAAGAAGUGACUGUGGGGAUGAGUAAGAAUUCUGCAGUGUGUUUAGAAAAGAACAUCCUGCUUGCUGGACCACCUUCCUACAAUAACUUGCAGAGGAUCGGAGACGUCCAACAGCUGAUUGGUCACCUAGAUGAUAUUCCCCCUCAGGCGAAGGGAGGUAGCUCCACUUUAAAACAAGAGGCUCCACAGUCACCUCAUGUUAAAGAAGAGGAGGACAACUGGAUCACUCAGGAGGGAGAAUGUCUUCCAGGGCCGGUGGAAGCUGAUCCCGCUAAGUUGCCACUGAAUGUCGUCUGUGUGAAGAUCGAAGAGGAUGAAGAGGAACCAGAAGCAGACAACCUCUUAGCUCCACUAUCAGAUAGUGAGGCGGAAGACAGGGUUGAAGAAGCUGUGAGCAGCGAUACAGACUGUGAAGGUGAAAUGAAGAGUCACACUGACAACAAACACUCUAAAUGUUCUAAAAAGAAGACUGAUAAAAAACAUUUGAGCUGCUCAAUCUGUGCAAAAACAUUUACUUUUAAGAGUAAUUUGACUCAACACAUGAAAACACACACAGGAGAUAAGACAUUUAUUUGUUCUGUUUGUGGUAAAAACUUUAGUCUUAAGUGCAAUUUGACUCAACACAUGAGAUUACACACUGGAGAAAAGCCAUUUAGUUGUUCAGUUUGUGGUAAAAGUUUUCCUCAAAAGAGACAGUUGACUGAACACGUGAGAACGCACACGGGAGAAAAACCAUGUAAUUGUACGGUUUGUGGGAAAAGCUUCUCUCAAAACUGCAAUUUGAUUAAACACAUGAGAACGCACACAGGAGAGAAACCGUUUAAUUGUUUAGUUUGUGGUAAAAGUUUUUCUCAAAAGAACAAUUUGUCCGAACACAUGAAGACACACACAGGAGAAAAACCAUUUAAAUGUUCAGUGUGUGGUAAAGGCUUUACUCUAAAGCAACCUUUGACUGUUCACAUGAGAACACACACCGGACAAAAACCAUUUAAUUGCUCAGUUUGCAGUAAAAGCUUUUUUUCAAGACCAGGUUUGACCCAUCACAUAAUGAAACACGCGGAGAGAAAAAAAAUCAGUUUGUGGUAAAAGCUUUUUUGAAAGGAACAUUUUGUUUUAUCACAGGAGGAAAAACUAUAUUAAUCGAUUAAUUGUACAGCCCUAAUAGAAGUGUACAACAAUUACCAUAAAAAAGUGUUUUGUAGUUGUUGUGACGGUGUAGUAUAAUAGUGUUGUAUAUACCGUAUUUUCCGCACCAUAAGCCGCCCUGGGUUAUAAGCCGCGCCUUCAAUGAACGGCAUAUUUCAAAACUUUGUCCACCUAUAAGCCGCCCCGUGUUAUAAGCCGCAUCUAACUGCGCUAAAGGAAUGUCAAAAAAACAGUCAGAUAGGUCAGUCAAACUUUAAUAAUAUAUUAAAA
Nerophis lumbriciformis (worm pipefish) is the source of this 1873-nucleotide messenger RNA. RefSeq lists its product as uncharacterized. Gene Ontology annotation, molecular function: DNA-binding transcription factor activity; RNA polymerase II cis-regulatory region sequence-specific DNA binding. Gene Ontology annotation, biological process: regulation of transcription by RNA polymerase II. NCBI's taxonomy places the organism in Eukaryota, Metazoa, Chordata, Actinopteri, Syngnathiformes, Syngnathidae. The record is from RefSeq and is a predicted model, not a curated record.